Messenger RNA from Mucor mucedo, 372 nucleotides. RefSeq lists its product as uncharacterized. Lineage: Eukaryota; Fungi; Mucoromycota; Mucoromycetes; Mucorales; Mucoraceae. The transcript is spliced from 3 exons. The record is from RefSeq and is a predicted model, not a curated record. Bases 1 to 372 code for a protein of 123 amino acids.
AUGGAGGAGAGCAAGAUAUGCAAGGCAACCAUGUAUCUAAGACAACUAGAUUACCACGGUACCAAGUUAUUUAUGACAACCAGUUACAAAGACAACCAGUUAACUAGGACAAUCAGACAACAAUACAUCAAAGAUAAGAACGUAUCCAAGACAACCGGGAUAUCUAUGGCAGCAAAAAGAACUAUGACAACAGGACACCCGAGGAUACUAACCAACCAAAGAGGACCACGACAACCAUGUUGCCCGACAACCAUGUUGCCUACGACAACCAUGUUGCCCGACAACCAUGUUGCCUACGACAACCAUGUUGCCUACGACAACUCUGUAGCCCUCGACAACCCUGUUGCCCUGACUACAGUACCCCAGGAAUGA